CUUAGACAUCGACGCAUUUUCGUCUCUUAAGCGUGAAAUGGCUUUUAAAGCAUAGGGGGUUGGGAUGGUUGCGAAGUUAUUGACGUAUAUCGAACAGAUAAAACUGAAGUGAAGUGUCACUUACUUAAAAAAAAAUGAAAAAUAAGUAAUUGAAAUAUGAUCUAAAACGAAGCCUUUCGUCUCUACACGAUUCUCCAACUGUCGUCUAUCUGAUAAUUUAAUAUCUAUGAUCUGUCUCACUGACAUUUGAGAUCUAUGAUUAUGUUUACGUGUCUCCGCAAGUAUUCCCGAAGACUCUCAUCAACAGUUCGCCACUGGAAACUGCUGGUAGUAGUCCUGUCAGCGACGGUUAUCCUAUACACUCGGCUCCAUAACGGAGAAACUAACCAGAUAUCCUACGACGAAGUCCCACAGUCCUUCGCAACUCACGCGAGCGAAAUCCUGCGAUACGAAGGAUACCCCGUGACUGAGGGUUGGCUCUCAGAAUUGAGGAUUCCUGUAGGAUGCUCAACGCUUGGAAUCUGCGGCGAUGGAUCUGGAAGGAUGCGUCUCCGUUUCGUCGAGGAGUUUGAUUAUGAGAUGAGAGCUCCAAUGGCCCCUUCGGAAGAGAUUCACAUCCUUCCAGCGUCGAGGGAGGUCGCCGCUCAUAGGACGUGGCCUUCGGGGAAGGAAUCCCGCCUGAGAGAUGUUCGGGACUACUUUGAUCACCUGGAGACGCCCCAGAUGUCCUGCAGGAAGCUGGUUAUGGUCGGAGGAUCCCCCACUUGCGACCGCGCCAGCACUUUCCUCGACGGGCAUAAAGCGCUAUGCAUGGACCCACAGCUCGAGUUACUCCCCGGUGGUGGCCUCCCUGACAAAUGCCUAACGCUGUCCUUCGGCGUCAAUUUCGACACGACCUUCGACAGAGCCGUGGCUGAUCUGCCCUGCGAAGUCCACCUGUUCGACAUUCUAGAUUUCUCGCCCGUCCAACUUCUAGAGGAGAAGAACCACGUUCGUUUCCACAAGGUAGGACUGGCCGAGACGCGGCGCGAUAAUUUCUACACUGACAUCAACCAGUCCCUCCCAGUGAACUCGAUAGACGGGCUCUUAGUCGACUACGAGCUGAUGUUUAGGCCUAUACACGUCCUGAAGCUAGAUAUCGAGGACGACGAGUGGGCAGUCUUCAAACAUUUGGUGAAGCAGCCCAUUUUAGAUGCAGUAGGACAGAUCGCCAUGGAAGUACAUGCCGAAGCCCUGGGGAAACUGCCAACCAAAAAGCAACUGCCUUACAUCCAGAAAAGAUACAGGAUACUCAGAGCUAUAGAGGAAAGAGGUUUCCGUCUGGUGGCCUACUGGCCUAAUCGCCAGCCCCGUGGCUACAAAGACGCAGAUACCGGUCGACAUUACGACCUGUGCGGGGAACUACUUUACGUCAAUUCGAAUUGGUACAAUGCCACCUUCAAGAAUACCCUGAAGAAUUUUGGGUUUCGGUUCCAGUAAUAUUUUCAAGCAGCAUAUUGAGUCUUCUUUAAAUGCUUGUAAUGGUAUAACCAUCUGCGAAAUAAAUAAGUCAAUAACAAUAACAUUGAGAAUGAAAGCACAGGAUAGAGAGGUAAUAUAUUAGCUCAUUCGUUACAGGAAACACUAAAGUGAGAGACGUUUUCUAUAAUAGAACUCAACACUCCAACAUUGCUUUGAGGUCGGAAGAUCUAUAUGAAUAUCACCCAAGAAGACAAAUAUUUUGGUAUUUGGGGGGGGGGGUUCACUACUCAGAAUUUUCAAUUAAACGUCAUUGGCUUUUUUAUUUAACUGUUAAAUCUUUUCCUAAUUAUGACUGUAGGAAACCCAUUGUCAUUGCAAAAACGAUUUAUGAAAUCGCCAGUGGAUCUAUGGUGCUCACCUAAUGGAAAUUACAUAUUUCAUAAGUUUAUCCUUAAACAUAACCCACCAAGUCUCGUUUUUUAUAGUAAUUCCCAAACUACAUUUUCUUUACUCUUUUAGAAAGGUAAACUUAAUCAAUUAUUUGUUGUUCACCGUAGUUCGCGAUACUCUUGUAUUAUUAUUAUACAGAAGACAAAACCUAUUCAUAUGGAACAACCCUACAAAAGGGGGGCAUUGACUUGAAAUUUAAGCUUUCAAAUAAUAUGGUGUUUAUUAAGACGAAGCAAGAUAUGUAAAAAUUGCCAAAUUACCUCAGUGGUCCCUUGUUUGGUACCGAGACCUGACUACCAAUUACGAAAAGUCGCCGACUUUGUGUUUAUGAUUUUCUUUAUAUUUGUCUUUUUUUAUCAUCAUAGUAUUUGCUGUCUCUUGCUUAUGAAUUUACUUUCAUCCCAAGGGACUGGUACCGAAAAACGGACUCAUUUUGCACGUAAACUGGUACUACUAGUUACUGAACAGGAUGGGUGCCGUAGUUAGCCUUUAUUUUUACCAAUUUAUGUUACGACAAUAGUUGCUGUCGACCUUGAUGAAAGAGUUUGCCAACCAACAGAUGUUCUAUGCUGUAUGUUAAAUUAAAUACCCUAAUAUAGUGAUUUUGGGGUAUAUUAUGUCUGUGAAUGUAAAAUUAUACUUGUAAAACCAUGACGAUCACACACACAUACAUCUUACUAUAAUGGUCGUUAUGUCUGCCCAUCCGUCUGUCAUUCAAUCACGGCCAAACGGCUGGUCCGAUGGGCAUGAAACUUGGCAGGGUUAUGGUGGGGACCCCUAAGAUGGUUUAUAAAGGGGUUUCAUCCUAACCUCCCACCCCCGCUCCUCCCUGUAAUUUGCUAGUAUAUGAAAUAAUCAUUCUGACACAUGAUUUAUAUCAUUCAUACCACAGAGAAAAAUAAAAUAUUAGGUGUGGGCUAGAUCGUAGCUUAAUGAAGGACUAUGUCAGUGGCUUAGAAAUAAAGCAGAAACCAGACAGGACCCAUACCAAAUCUUAUUUUUCUUUAGUAGUAACUGACGUGAUUGUCAUGCUAUAUAAAAAUGCACGUUAGUGAGCAUUUUAUUUGUAUGUAUUAUGUGUAU
Molecule: messenger RNA, 2994 nt
Organism: Macrobrachium nipponense
Lineage: Eukaryota; Metazoa; Arthropoda; Malacostraca; Decapoda; Palaemonidae
Exons: 8
Coding region: 256-1479 (407 amino acids)
Source: RefSeq, a predicted model, not a curated record